Molecule: messenger RNA, 396 nt
Organism: Ramularia collo-cygni
Lineage: Eukaryota; Fungi; Ascomycota; Dothideomycetes; Mycosphaerellales; Mycosphaerellaceae
Exons: 1
Coding region: 1-396 (131 amino acids)
Source: RefSeq, a predicted model, not a curated record
AUGGGCUGGACGCUGCCAUUUUCAUCCUUUCGGAAGAUACCCAGCCCUUGUAACUUAUUGGAUCCAUUGGAUCAAUCUCAAUCCCCUGCUCCUCCCUGGUCGUUGCUAAACACCACCAAAGCCCAUCCCCGAACGUCCCGGAGUCCCGACUCCAAGGCUGUGUUCACGAUUCGUGAUCUGCACACCGCUCGUGCCCUCCUGUCAAACGUUGCUCACCGCGACGUCUACACAGCCGGACGCAGCGAGGAACAGGCGUUGGUAGCAGAAAUAGAUGGGAGGCGCUCCCUCACCGUGCUUACUCAAUCUGAUCUGACCAAGCAUUCCUUCGAUCCAAGUCUUGAUCGUUCCGGCCUCUCCGGUGGUGCGGUGCAUCAUCGAGCGAAAAGUCGAUCGUAG